AUGGAGACUGUUCCUUUGCGAGCACCCGGAAUACCACCUUCCAGGGGUACCCCACAGCGAAAGAAGCUGUUGCUGGUGGCUGAACUGGGUCCAAUGAAUGACUCCGCCGAGUUGGCCAUGCAAUGGCUUGACUUGGUCAUUUCUACUCAGCGCAGCACUCAUGUCGUGUUGAGAAUCAGAGCUAUCUUGGAGACUACUACGUUCCCAGUAGGCUUUGAGUUGACACUGUCCACCAUAGAGGAAUUCUUUGAUACCCUAACCACUGCAUUCCCUUCAGGCCAAUUGCAGGCUGUGGAUGACAUCCACGCCUGGGCAACAGGAAUAGACCUGGAGACUUUAUUGUCUCUGGGUCCUUCCAUAUCCUCUUCGUCGAUUGCUGGCCAAGUAUCGGACGGUAAUUUGAAGCUCAUUGAGUAUGAGGAUGACACUGCAGAUCUGUUGAGUGUCCCUCAAUCUCACUCAAUCACACCUGAGGACAAAGCCACAGAGUUUCUGAGCAUUCCUCGUCCCCAUACGAGUGCGCUCUAG
Messenger RNA from Phanerochaete carnosa HHB-10118-sp, 528 nucleotides. RefSeq lists its product as uncharacterized. The record is from RefSeq and is a predicted model, not a curated record. The transcript has 2 exons. NCBI's taxonomy places the organism in Eukaryota, Fungi, Basidiomycota, Agaricomycetes, Polyporales, Phanerochaetaceae. Bases 1 to 528 code for a protein of 175 amino acids.